Suillus paluster is the source of this 453-nucleotide messenger RNA. RefSeq lists its product as uncharacterized. Lineage: Eukaryota; Fungi; Basidiomycota; Agaricomycetes; Boletales; Suillaceae. The transcript is spliced from 2 exons. The annotation marks the transcript as partial. The record is from RefSeq and is a predicted model, not a curated record.
UAUUUUGAGGACAUCCAAGAGUUGGCCAUUCUGUUGGGAGAAAUGUUCUGGGUAUCAUUUCCAGCAUUCUACACCAAGUAUGAAGCUGCCUUUCUCGCUGGCUGUUGGAUGGUAACUGAUCCAGGGCCCCUCCUUGGAAGAGUCCUGGUGUGGAAACUACAAGUCAUGCCCCAUCAGGACGGCUUAGAUGCGGGUCCAUCUAUCAUCUUCAACAUGGGUAAAUUUACAGGUGGAGAAUGUUACAUCACCGAUCUCAAGCUCAAACUCAAAUACUGUCCUGGGGAUGUUAUAAUCCUCAUGGGCGGAGCCCUCUACCAUGGGAUAGGACUGUGGAAGCCACUCCCUGGUAUUACUGAAGACGGCAUUACACCAGGACGAGUAUCUAAUGUUUGGUUCUUCCCUCACUCCUCAUUCCAAGUCUUGGAAAACAAAGAGCCUGGUUUGGCGCUCAAG